This is a messenger RNA of Ictalurus punctatus (channel catfish), 3247 nucleotides long. RefSeq names its product RAB3A interacting protein (rabin3)-like 1 (gene rab3il1). The record is from RefSeq and is a predicted model, not a curated record. Gene Ontology annotation, cellular component: Golgi to plasma membrane transport vesicle. The transcript is spliced from 13 exons. Gene Ontology annotation, molecular function: guanyl-nucleotide exchange factor activity. Gene Ontology annotation, biological process: exocytosis. Bases 297 to 1598 code for a protein of 433 amino acids. Lineage: Eukaryota; Metazoa; Chordata; Actinopteri; Siluriformes; Ictaluridae.
AGAGUUUCUGUGAGUGCGAAUUCACCAUUGUUCAUACUGGAGAAACCAAAGGAGGACUUCCAAAUAAGCUCUGUUGUCCCACUUAGUCCACUGUUAUACUACUGAAUGAUCCAUAUACCACCACUGUUCAUUGCUAGAUUGAUAUCAUGAGGCCCAAAGAAGUCUAAAACAUCCUAAGCAGGAGGGAGAAAUGAUUGCCAAAUUUGCAAACCACAUGAGCACAGGAAAUUCCUUAACCUGUACAGGAAGACACUUAAGAACCAUGGAGGCAUGGUUUUCUUAGCUCUCCCUGGAAGAUGGAUGCUUUUGAGGGAAUCCACACUGUGUGCAUUUCGUCUUCUCCUCCAGCAGUAUCCACACCUAGCCCUGGAUAUGAACUCCUGGUGACUGGCAGCAAAGGAAUAGCACUGUACUCCUCCCAUGCAUUUUUUGGGAAAGUGGAUUCUUCAGGUCACCAGCAGAGCAAGCAUAGCAGAGCUAAAAAAGAGGAAUGUCCUGUUGGAAAGUUGAUAGACCUAGAGGCAGAGCUGGAACCUGGCACAGAGUCUGGAGAAGGCCGAGGGGACACGAUGCUCCAGGACGAAGCAGAAGCUCAGAGACGAGAAGCCUACAGCGUGUCUCGUCUACGGAGCUCUUCUAUAGAGAUUAGAGAGAAAGGCACGGAGUUCCUCAGAGAGCAGCUGGACGAGGCGCAGAAGGAGUUGAAACUAAAGGGGGAGGAAUGUGAGCGACUGUCUCAUCUGAGAAACCAGCUGGAGCAGGAACUAGAGGAAUUGACUGCAAGUCUCUUUGAGGAGGCUCACAAGAUGGUGCGGGAGGCCAAUGUCAAACAGGCAACUGCCGAAAAGCAACUGAAAGAGGCACAGGGCAAGAUUGAUGUGCUACAGGCAGAAGUGACCGCGCUAAAGACGCUCGUGCUGACCUCCACCCCGUCCUCCCCUAACCGCCAGCUCCACCCCCAGCUACUGUCCCCAGGGUCCAGAGGACACACACGCCACAAGAGUGCCACCCUUACUCUGCCUCAGCUCCAAUCAGAGUCACCCAGUGAAAACGCACAUAUAAGCCGGGAAGAAAAAGAGUUGGACUCUAUGUUGUUUGCCGAGUUUUUGUCUUGGAGAGAGAAACCAAGUCUGGAUCGGUCAUCUGCCUUCCUGAGCCGAAUCUACAAAGAGGACAUUGGGCCCUGUCUCUCUUUCACGUGCUCAGAACUGUCUCAUUCAGUUCAGAAUGCUGUGGAGAAUAACUUUUUGACUAUUGAGCCGGUUGCUUUGACCGCAAUAUCCACGGACAAAGCCUCGACUGUUGAGUUUGGAGGACCCAAUGGCUGCCGAGCACCGGUAGAGACGAAGUGUGCCCUGAGCGGUAUGUCCCAUCUCUGCCGGCAUCGCAUCAAACUGGGAGAUAAAGAGAAUUAUUACUACAUCUCUCCCUCCAGCAGAGCUAGGAUCACAGCAGUGUGUAACUUCUUCACUUAUAUCAGAUACAUCCAGCAGGGUCUGGUCAGACAUGACGCCGAGCAGAUGUUCUGUGAGGUGAUGCGCUUGCGACGGGAGAUGUCCGUAGCCAAGUUAGGGUUCUUCUUUGCAGAUGUGAACUAAAAGACGCCCAGAUUCUGUGGCAAGUUUUCUACACUCAGCAGUUCGAUAAAAGAUUUCCCAUAGAUACACUCCGUUAUUGUGUCAGUGACCGUUACAUUAAAAGCCCAGAGGAAAUCUGUGAAAGGAGUUCUGUGCUGAUGAUCAGUAUUGGAGUGGAGUGAGAUUUUUCACUCUCUCUCUACACUCCGUAUAACACAGUUCCUAAUGGGGAACAAAAUAUGGGAUUAAUAAUGUUGUUGUUUUUUUUGGAUUAUUUGUUGGUGCAGAUACAGUUUACAGAACUUUAGGUCCUCACAGUUGGAACCUGUUCAACGCAGAGUCUCAAUAAGAUGUCACACUGUUCAUCUUCUGCCUUAGCAAGCACAGAUUCACUUGCGUACAAUACCAAGACACACUACACGUCAAUGCUACCUGAGACACAUUGCUUAGUAGACAAUACAGUGCCCUCCACUAAUAUUGGCACCGUUUUUUAUAUAUAUAUAUAUAUAUAUAUAUAUAUAUAUAUAUAUAUAUAUAUAUAUAUAUAUAUAUAUAUAUAUAUAUAUAUAUAUAAAAUUAAAUAUAGUGUGCAACAAUUAUUGGCACCCUUUUAGUCAAUACUUUGUGCUACCUCCCUUUGCCAAGAUAACAGCUCUGAGUCUUCUCCUAUAAUGCCUGAUGAGGUUGGAGAAUACAUGGCAAGGGAUCUGAGAUUUAAAAAAAAUAAAAAAGUAAAAUAUAAAUGUGAAUAUACUUCAAAUAUAUUUUCCUCGUAUGAAUUCAUAGGGGUGCCAAUAAUUGUUGCAUACCUAUAUUUAACAAAUGUUGUUUGGAUAAACCUGUAUUGCAAUUGUUUGAUAUCCAUGAGAGCAGACUAUUUUUGUUCAUUUUUUUUAACAAAAGAUCAAUAGGUUAAACAAUAAAGACAAUUUUUCACAGCCUUCUUUGCUCAUAUUUACAGAGCGUGCCAAUAUUAGUGGAGGGCCCUGUAUAAUAGAUGUUCUUCCCAUAGAGCCAGUUGAUGCCUGAUUGUGGGCUGUAAUAUAUUCAGUGUGUGUAUUUACUAGAAUUUUAAAAAAGAGCACAUGAAGAGAAAUUCAAGCAAUCAGAAACAGAUUUAUUUUAAUCAGUAUGAAGUCAUAUAAUGAAAGUUUGACCUGGGGUCCAAAAGAGUAGAUUUCCUUCAGCGUCUUGAUAAUAAUUAUGGUGUUUGAUGGUAUAAAUUCAUCAUUCAAAAUCUGCACGAUUUAUACGAGCGUGAAUGCUUGCAUUUAAAGCCUUUUACUAUCAUUGUUUUAUUUUUUUACUAAACUGAGACACACAAUUAGGUGGGACUUUGGGUCUAAAUUAUUUUGUAACUUUUAACAAUAAUAAUUGCAUGAUUUGACAAUCAAAAUGACUUGGAGAAAAAUGCAUUUCUGUUUAAUAUUGGCACAGCGCAAAUCUAUGCAUAGCUCAUAAAUCUCUAUUCACGUUAAGCACAGUAUCAAACCUAAAGAUCAUGGAUUGAUGUAUUGGUUACGUCAGGGAGGAUCUUGUCAUGUGAUACACAAAUAUUAAAGUGUAUUGCGUUUGGUAAUAUUUUGUGCUUUUUUUUUUUUCUUCUUUAUGUUUACGCUUAACUCCUUGCCUAGUGGAUUAAUACACUGCAAUAAAAUAUUACAAUAUAA